UAACACUUUGUCACGAAAAGGUCAAAGAAAGAGAUGGGGUGAAAUAAGAUCAGUGAGUGGUAUUUCUGUGGAAAGAGGGUUGAGGUAACGUUGAAGGGAAGACGGCCUCCAGAAGGCUGCAGCCGAUGGUUCUGAUGCUGAGGGGAAGAUGCAGAAGCUGAGGAACUAUUUGAAACCAGUGGCGUGCGGCUGUGAUGUACAUGAUCCACGCAGCGGAAACUGACACUAGGGAAAUGGCAGCCCCCAGGGAGCGGAGACUCCCCGCGGGACGUCCCCACGUGAUGGGCUGGCCCGAUUGCAGCGCCGGAUCCGAGCAACAUUGGCUGCCGGGGCUGCGGCUGCCGGGCAACAUGUGGGCGAUGAGUGUGGCCGCGCUAUUCCUUUGUGCCAGCGUCCUUCCCGCUCCCAGCGCGGAGCAGCGUCAGCGCCAGCGACGGGAUUGGCUGCAGAAGUUGAAUUUCCAUUUUCCAAAGCAGAAGAGUGAGAGAAAGCAGUCGCUGUCAUUGGUCAAUGAUCUGUUCCGGUCGACAGUUCCUAUAUUCCGUCUCAGUGCUGAAGAAGGGACAGGUCUGCAGAACCCUCUCCGAUGUGGUGUCCCCGAUCCACCCCCAGGGAAAUAUGGCCGCAGAUGGCAUGGCAACACCAAACGGCGGAGACGAUUUGUAAUUGCAGGAGGAAGAUGGAAGAAAACUGACCUGACCUACAAAAUUGUACGUUUUCCUUGGCAACUCAAUCAAGUGAAAGUAAGGCGUAUUAUUGCUGAAGCAGUGAGCGUGUGGAGUGAUGUAACUCCCUUAACAUUCACAGAGGUACAGGAUGGAAGUGCUGACAUCAUCAUUGAGUUUACAAGGUACUGGCAUGGAGAUCACCUGCCGUUUGAUGGCCCUGGUGGGGUCCUGGCCCAUGCCUUCUACCCUCAAACUCCUCAGGCAGGAGAAAUUCACUUUGACUAUGAGGAACUGUGGACCACUGACAGUGACAAGGGUAUUGAUCUCCUGCAUGUAGCAGCUCACGAGUUUGGCCAUGUCCUCGGUCUGCAGCACUCACAAGACUCAAAAUCUUUGAUGGCGCCUUUCUACACUUUCCGUUACCCAUUAAGGUUGGCAGAGGACGACAAGCAAGGGAUACAGUACUUGUACGGCCGGUCUCACCACACAGGAGUCAAUUUCUUCAAUCCGGACAUUGAAAUCAAUGAGUUGCCUAGUCUUCACCCUCUGGGAAAAGAGCCAGCUGCAUGUGAGACAGACUUUGAUGCAGUCUCAAUGAUCCGUGGGGAGCUCUUCUUUUUUAAAUCCAAAUAUGUGUGGAGAUUGAGAAAUCGACAGCUUCAGCCCGGCUACCCAGCGCUGGCCUCCCAGCAUUGGUGGGAAUUCCCUGACCAUAUCAACGCAGGGUUCGAGGAUGCCAAUGGCAAUUUCUGGAUCUUUCAAGGCUCCAAUUACUGGAUCUAUGAUGGAGAAAAGAGAGUACUGGGCCCCAGGUUGAUCUCCGACUUGGGACUUCCUGUGAGAGGUGUGCAGGCUGCUCUGAUGUGGGGUGAAGAGCAGAAUAAGAUCUAUCUCUUUGAAGGCAAUUAUUAUUGGAAACUCAAUGUCAACACAAAUUCUGUGGAGAGUAUUUACCCACACAGUACCAGUGAUUGGCAAGGUCUUCCUCCCAGCAUUGAUGGGGCAUUCCAGGAUAAGCACGGCUAUGCUUACUUUCUUCGAGGAAGGAAUUACUGGAUGUUUGACGCUGUUCAAGUUAAGAUACAAGAAGACUACCCAAGGCUGAUAGGCCAAGACUUUUUUGGAUGUCCUGCUUCAUUCGGUUAUACACGUGGCUCUUCAGUUUGAAGCUCCCGUGUCUGCCUUUCCAAUACUGAUCAUGAGCUUCCUAUUUACUCUUCACUCUGGAUGUUUCUAUUCCCCACUUACUUUUCUGGGAUUUGUUAUAUACAAUGAGCCAAAUUAGAUUGACCCUUGUGGUUCAACAAGAUGGAAGGAGGAUUCAGUACAAUUGAAUGUUGGAAGGAAAGCUCACCUAUGUAAAAGAGCUCUCUUCAUUCUUUCCUCAUCCACCCACCAAAGUACAAAAUCCACAGUUCUGACUGAUCUCAAGUUUGCCCAUCAAAAAAAAAAAGAAUAUCCACUUGAUAAUUUUUCUCUUUUUUCCCCAGGGUGGAAAUGUCCAACACUAGAUGGUACAGCUAUAAAGUGAAAGGGGAAAAAGAGUAAUGCAGAUGUGUGGGGCAAGUUAUAUAUUUUUUACACUGAGUGGUGGGGGUCUGGAACGCAUUGCCAGGGGUGGUGGUGGUGGAUGCAGAUACGAUAGUGGCGUUUAAGAUGCUUUUAGAUAGGCACAUAGAAAUGCAGGAAUUUGAGGGAUAUGGAUCUGUAAAGGCAGAUGAGAUCAAUGUUCAUCAUGUGGCAUCAUGUUCAGCACAAACAUUGUGGACCAAAGGACUUGUUCCUGUAUAUGUACUUUAGACUUGAGAGAUACAGUACAAACAGAUCCUACGGGCCAUUGAGUUUGUGCCGACCAGUAAUCACUCCAAACACUAAAACUAUCUUGCACACUAGGGACAAGUUACAAUUUUACUGAAGCCAAUUAACCUAAAGCCUAUAUGUCUUUGGACUGUGGUAGGAAACCGGAACACCCGGAGGACUGUUGUUCUAUAUACUGUUCUGUGCUCAAACUGAUAAAUAAUUUAAUGAUAGGCCUCGUCACCUUAGCGGCACAUUAUACAUCAACUGUACCACAGAGGGUCUUGCAGCAGGGGAAAAGGCCUUUAACCCACUGAGCUUGUGCUGUCCACCAAGCCCACAUUGCACAAAUACCAUUUUAUUUUCCAUACAUUCCCAACUAGCCCUUUAUUCGACCACUCACCUACAUACCGUGAGCGAUUUACAGUGGUCAAUUAGCCACAGAACGCACACAAAUUUGGAUUUGGGGGAAAUUAGAAUAACUGGAGGAAACCCAAAUGGCUACAGGGAGAAUGUUCAAACACCGGGUUCAAUCCUGAGCCAUGCUCUGAGGUAGAGGCUACUGUGUUGCCCCUAAUGUUAACAUUAUUUUGGUUCUGGAGUAACAUUCGUGAGGGAAGGACUACACUGCUUAUGUAAAGGCUUAAAUGUGAUUUAGAAGAUACCCAUCUUGGUCCCACCACAAGGGCCUACACAGAUACAGGAAUGAUGGGAGGAACGGACUCGCCUGCUGAGUGGUCAGAAGGUCAACGUGGGCUACUUUGUCGGAUUGUCAGGUGGGAAUGUUCAAAAAGCAGAAUUCAAAUUGCGUUUGGUCAAAUUCUCCUCUGAGAUCAGGGCAGGGCUAUCAGAAGAUAAGACACAAGGUUGGUCCACUGUAUUUUCUUGCAAACCCUCCAGCAACAUGACUGCUACUUAAAAUGUAAUGAUUUAAUAGGAGUUUCAUGGGAACCUCUUGUUUCAUUCAGUAGUUUCUACCCUCCUAUACUAAGCCGCAGAAUUGGUACAGGACUCAAUCUAAGCUUUGCAUGUGUCAUCCAAAAUUUUAAAAGUUGUGCUUUGGCAGUGAACCAGGAGCAGCAUUGAGAAACAUCACAGUGCAGGUGUUCCCUCACAGAAAAGUGACAAAAGGUUAGAAAGUCCAAACCCCCCCUCCUAUAAUCCGGACAUAAUUACGAGAGCUCAGUUGAAAUUCUAUCAAUGGCCACAGGUGGCAUUGCCCAUGGCGAGCACACUUGGAUAGUGUCUGUCCGUCGCAAAAGAGUUAUUUGUUUACAUCUAAAUAAAAUAUUCCUUGGCCUAG
Molecule: messenger RNA, 3768 nt
Organism: Leucoraja erinaceus (little skate)
Lineage: Eukaryota; Metazoa; Chordata; Chondrichthyes; Rajiformes; Rajidae
Gene: mmp11a
Product: matrix metallopeptidase 11a
Exons: 8
Coding region: 195-1835 (546 amino acids)
Biological process (GO): proteolysis; collagen catabolic process; extracellular matrix organization
Cellular component (GO): extracellular matrix
Molecular function (GO): zinc ion binding; metalloendopeptidase activity
Source: RefSeq, a predicted model, not a curated record